Messenger RNA from Musa acuminata subsp. malaccensis (wild Malaysian banana), 1879 nucleotides. Its product is annotated as probable galacturonosyltransferase-like 2. Gene Ontology annotation, molecular function: glycosyltransferase activity. Gene Ontology annotation, cellular component: Golgi apparatus. Lineage: Eukaryota; Viridiplantae; Streptophyta; Magnoliopsida; Zingiberales; Musaceae. The record is from RefSeq and is a predicted model, not a curated record.
UUCUACUGAAGAACAAUCUCUACUGAUGUAUGUAACCAGAGUUGAUGAGCUAACAGGCCACAUCACUGGUUGAGUACCAACAUGAACUCCACACCUGAAGCAACAACAGAGUUGGUGAGAACUAGGCUAUCUUGCAGAGGUUUCCCCCAUGUAAAGCAACUCAUCCACACCAACCCUUCUGUCCCUCACACAUCAACAACUGCAGCUUAGACUAACAAUUCUAAGCAAAGGUGAGGAGGAAGAGGAAAGGGUUAUAUGAUGAUGAUGAUACUGAUGGUGAUGGUGCAGCUACCUCCAGCAAAUUUAAGAGACAGAGACAUGUAGAAAUAUGGCCACUUAGUCGAGUUGAUCCCACCGCAACAAAGUAUAUAGCAGUUUGCAUGUUAAAAGAAAGAAUGCUACAAUUAAGUCCACUUGAAUUCUUCUUCUUCUUCUUCGUGGGAGCCAUUCCUUGGUGUUCUCCAAGCAUGGGCUUCAUGGGAGUAAUUCUAGAAAGACUAAGUCCUAAACCCGCACUAACUACUGGACUUGCUAUUGGCUUAUAGCAUCCUCGCCGAUAUGGUGCCCACUUGAGGAGACAGUGUGACUUCCCGCUUCCAAAUGCCUCCGUUGCUGCUCGCCUCCACCCUUCUGCUCCUGCUCGCCAUCCUGUCCUCGUCGUCGCCAGCCGCCGGACAGCGCGAUGGCCCCGCCACGGGCACGUCCAGGUUCCGCGAGGCGCCUCUGUUCUACAACGCACCUUCGUGCCCGGCGCCCCUGCCUCCGGGGCCCGACUCGGCCUGCUCCCCUGACGCGCUGGUGCACGUCGCCAUGACCCUCGACGUCACCUACCUACGCGGCUCCAUGGCGGCCGUCCUCUCUGUCCUCCAGCACACCGCCUGUCCCCAGUCGAUCUUCUUCCACUUCGUGGCCACCUCCGCCGCGGGCUACCUCAGCGCGACCGUCGCAGGGUCCUUCCCCUCCCUCGCAUUCCAGAUCCACCCCUUCGCCGACGAACCGACCGUCGCGGGGCUCAUCUCCACCUCCGUCCGGGCGGCACUCGACCGGCCCCUCAACUACGCACGCUCCUACCUCCCCCGCCUCAUCCCGCAGUGCGUCCGCCGGGUCGUCUACCUCGAUUCCGACCUCGUCCUCGUCGACGACAUCGCCGGCCUGGCAUCCACCCCGAUCCCCGACGGCGUCGCGCUCGCGGCUCCCGAGUACUGCAACGCCAACUUCACCUCCUACUUCACGCCCACCUUCUGGGCCAACCCGGCGCUCUCCGUGGCCUUCGAGGCCCGGCGGGCCUGCUACUUCAACACCGGCGUCAUGGUCAUGGAGCUCGGCCGGUGGCGCGACGGCGGGUACACGGAGCGGAUCGAGGAAUGGAUGGAUCUCCAGAAGCGGAUGAGGAUCUACGAGCUGGGCUCACUGCCACCGUUCCUGCUGGUGUUCGCGGGUCGGAUCGCGGCGGUGGAGCACCGGUGGAACCAGCACGGCCUCGGCGGCGACAACUACUGGGGGCUGUGCCGCGACCUCCACCCGGGGCCGGUGAGCCUGCUGCAUUGGAGUGGCAAGGGCAAGCCGUGGGCGCGCCUCGACGGCGGGCGCCCGUGCCCGGUGGACGCCAUCUGGGCGCCCUAUGACCUCCUCCUCCGCACCGCGAUCCCCAUCGACGACUCCUGAUCCGACCCGGAUCCACCAUGAUCGACCAACCCCACCCGAUCCGACCCGAAACUUCACCUCUUCCGUUCCAUGUCACCAUGACCUUCUUCCCUCCUUUCCUGAGGAAGUGUAGAUUACUUAAGCCUUUCUUAGUCAAAUGUAGAUUACUUAAGAAGCCAUAUAUAACUAAGAUUGCAUAUUAAUGAUGAAAUAAUGGAAUCAUAUACUACAAUGU